This is a messenger RNA of Thunnus maccoyii (southern bluefin tuna), 3308 nucleotides long. RefSeq names its product neuropilin (NRP) and tolloid (TLL)-like 2b (gene neto2b). The transcript is spliced from 12 exons. Gene Ontology annotation, molecular function: protein binding. Lineage: Eukaryota; Metazoa; Chordata; Actinopteri; Scombriformes; Scombridae. Bases 919 to 2664 code for a protein of 581 amino acids. The record is from RefSeq and is a predicted model, not a curated record.
GAUAUCUGAAUAUAUCGCUCAUUUGCACCCAGGCAUCAUCUGUCAAAGUAAGAAUGUCUUUGGCUGUGAAGCAAUUACAAUCAGCUGAAAAGACACACAUCUGCCAGUGGCUACGGUGACAGGUUCUGUUGAUAAAAGUCACAUCAAAAACACAUCAAAGGAACAUCCCCAGCCCACCAACUCCUGGCUUCUAUUUUCAUCUUUCUGCAGCUCUCCAGCUUUUUUUUUUUUUUAGGCUUUAGGCAGCAUGUGUCCUUCGAGAAAAAUGGAAAAAGACAACAGGGAACGUGUCCUGUUCUCUGCUCUGCAUAGAAAUGCACAGGAAUACAAUGUGUUGACUGAUUAAUGCCCACUGAGCUUUUUGGCACAAGUGUCCCGUGUGUGUGUGUGUGUGUGUGUGUGUGUGUGUGUGUGUGUGUGUGUGUGUGUGUUUGGAUUUGCCGUCUAGACACUCGCCCAAUCAGCUAAUUAAAUUUUUUAAAAAGGAGAAUUCCUAAUAUAAUUCGUCAUUAUGCCAAACAGGCUAUGAUAGGAUUAUAAUGUCACUUCUUAUUACUCAUGUAAUGAUGAUGCACAUGCGCAAUCAGUUCUUCCCCCUUCUCGCGCCAACUGAGCCCAAUCUUAAAACCGCGAGCAGCCGCAGACUGAUCCGUUUAUUUGAGAGGAAGAGUCUCAGUUUGAUACAGACUUGAGCUCUGCAGGAACACCGUCCUUGCACUGGAAAACUGUGCUCAUCUGACAGUUUUUUUUUCCUUUCAAUUCCCUGAGAGAAGAGUGAGGAUGAAUCAGAAGUUCACCAGCUCCUUUUUCUCACAGGGGCGUCUCUCAUCUUGACCAAUGGGAUUAGGAUGAAAAGGUGAAAGUUGGAUUUUGUAAAUCAGUGGUUCUAACAUGCGUUAAUCCGGACUACUGACUUCAAUGUGCGGGGGGUGUGAGGAGAUACACAGUUGGUCAAGUUUGAAAUCAAAGCCCAGAAAACGGAGUCCAGCUGAGAGGAUGUAUGUAGUCUGGAUCUUUCUCUUGUUCGUUGAGGAGGGAUUUGCUCUGGCACAAAAAACCAAAGAUGGAGGUGCAGGAUCAAAAGGGGUAAAACCUUCUCAGUGGCCGCAGCAUUCUCGUCACUGUGGAAACUGGGUACGAAACACAGAUGGUGGGACCUUCAGCUCCCCAAACUACCCGAAAACGUACCCUCCCAACAAGGAGUGCCUGUACGUACUGGAAGCCUUGCCCCGGCAGAGGAUUGAGCUGCUGUUUGAUGAGAACUUCUACAUUGAGGCCUCAUUUGAGUGUCGUUUCGACCACAUCGAGGUGCGGGACGGUCCUUUCAGUUUCUCUCCGCUCAUCAAUCGAUUCUGUGGCUCUGCCAGUCCUGGACUCGUCCUCUCCAGUGGACGCUUCAUGUGGAUCCGCUUCUUCAGUGAUGAAGAGCUGGAGGGGAUUGGCUUCCAGGUUCAGUACAGCUUUACUGCAGACCCUGAAUUUCAUCUGCACGUGGGAGGACUCUUAAACCCCAUUCCAGAUUGUCAGUUUGAGCUGUCUGGGGCUGAUGGCCUGAUCCGUUCUAGUCAGGUGGAGGAGGAGUAUAAAGUAAAGCCAGACCAGGCAGUGGACUGCAUCUGGACUAUACGCGCCCCAACAAACAACAGGAUUUACCUGCGGUUCUUGGAAUAUCAGAUGGAAAACUCAAAUGAAUGUAAGAAGAACUUUGUGGCUGUUUAUGAUGGCAGUAAUGCCAUCGAGGACCUAAAGGCCAAGUUUUGUAGUACAGUAGCUAAUGACAUCAUGCUGGACACUGGUGUGGGAGUAGUGAGGAUGUGGGCUGAUGAGGCAAGCCGUCUCAGUCGUUUCCGGAUGCUGUUCACAUCUUUUGCUGACCCACCCUGUGUAGGCAGUGCAUUCUUUUGCCACAGUAACAUGUGCAUCAACACUUCUCUGGUGUGCAACGGCAUACAAAACUGUGUCUUCCCUUGGGAUGAAAGCAACUGCAAAGAGAAAAAGAACAAAGGUAUUUUUCACCAGAUCACAAAGACUCAUGGGACAAUAAUCUGUGUGUCUACGGGAGUGGUGCUGCUGCUUCUCAUCGUCUCCAUUCUCGUGCAAGUCAAACAGCCACGUAAAAAGGUGCUGGUACGUAAGAAUAACCUGUUCCAGCGGGGCGACUUCCAGGAGGUGUUUGACCCUCCGCAUUAUGAACUCUUUACUCUGAGAGACAAGGAGAUGUCUGGGGACCUUGGGGAGUUAUCAGAGGAACUCCAGUCCCUGCAGGCGCUCAGAAGAUCUUCAUUAGGCUCACGCUGCAUUCACGAACAUCACUGUGGCUCUCAGGCCUCUAUCAACUCCAUCAAAGCCAGCCAGGGUGCACAUGGCAUAGGCAGGGGAUCCAUGGAGCUCCCCCCUUUCAGAGGGGACAUCCAGAGCGCCUUACCACCUUUCCGGGACUUGAACAGCAGCCUGCGUAAGAAGAGCUGGCCUAGUAUGAAACCAGAUCGAAUGCAGGGGCAUCAUGGUAUGGGGGAUAGAGCAUCUGGGCGGCAGGAUAGAGUGAUGGAAGAGGAUGAAGAGGAGGAGGAGGACGGACGGUACGAUGUGUAUGUGCGCAGAGCAGGAAGCAGAAGAGGGAACUAUGAAAUGGCCCAGCAAAGAUCCUUGUCCAUGGACUUCUGAAGAGAAAAGGUGCAAUAAUAAAGACAAAGUUGGCAUGUUAAAUACUGCAACAACAAGUUUUCAACCAGUGCCACAAUUUGGGGGAAGAACAGUGCAGAUUUACAGGAAAGAGGAAGAAGAGGAGACUGGGCUGUCAUUUAACACCUCAGAGAGGAUGUGUCUCACUUACCUUCUUUAUAUUAAUGAUAUCGAUUAUAAAGAAGUGAUUCUCAACUUCUCUUUUUUCACUUGCCUCCUUUUGCAGGGAGGUUGGAAAACACAGUGUGUGUUACAGAGCUUUUAGCAAUUUUAGAUACGUGCCAUCAAUUCUGAUUGGACACAGGAAAACAAACUGAAACAGCUGACAGAAAGCUGUAUUUGUGAUCAGUGUAAAAGACAGACAAUAAUGCUGUGUAUUGUUCUUGUUAUCAAUGUAUUUGGUUAAAUACAUUUUAUUGUAAAGCAAAUAGAAUUGUUGAAAUAUGUUUUGAUAAGUGUUGAGGUUAUGAAAAGAUGUUUUAAGAGGAAGCACUAUUACAUGCUGAACAAACAAUGGAAAAAUCACUUCUCAGUUUUUGUUUGAUUUGUUAAUACCUGUAUUAAAGAAUAAAUAUCUACAUCUCUGCACCACUGGAUAAGGAAAAGUUUCACUUUGCCUUUGAUGU